This is a messenger RNA of Rhodamnia argentea, 1587 nucleotides long. RefSeq lists its product as uncharacterized. The transcript has 2 exons. Lineage: Eukaryota; Viridiplantae; Streptophyta; Magnoliopsida; Myrtales; Myrtaceae. The record is from RefSeq and is a predicted model, not a curated record. The coding region runs from base 1 to 1587 and encodes 528 amino acids. Gene Ontology annotation, molecular function: nucleic acid binding; zinc ion binding.
AUGGCGAAUGGGAACAAUGGGAAUAAUGGAAAUAAUGGUCGGGGUAAUGGAGGUGGUAAUGCCCAUGGUAACGAAAAUCGCUUGAUGGGUCGGUUAGUAGAACAAUUCAUGAAGCUGAAGCCAUCCAAGUUUGAUGGCAAGGGAGAUCCCGAGGCCGCCCCUAGAUGGAUCAAGGAAUUAGAAAAGGCCUUUGAAGUUUUAGGGUGCACCGAGGCUGAAAAAGCCACCAAGGGAAGAGUUUUCCCUAAAGGCACUGUGCCAAAUUGGACUACCUUUGCUAAGGCCUUUAAUGCAAAGUAUUUCUCUAAGGCGGCCCAAAAGCGUAAGCUGGUUGAAUUUCGGAACCUGCGCCAGAAUCGGAUGACAAUCGAUCAAUAUGAAACCGAGUUCUCCAGAUUGUCCAAGUAUGCUCCAAGAAUGGUUGAGAACCCCGUGGAUAGGGCAAGGAGGUUUAGAGAUGGACCGAGGUCCGAUAUUCGCAGCCAGCUAGUGCUUCCGAAUUUGAAGGAUUAUGAUGAGCUGUACGAAAGAGGCCAGUUGGUAGAACGGGACAUGAGAGAAAGAGGAAUUGCGUUUGGACCACGAUUUACUCCUGCUAGGGAUAAUCGUCACUUUGGCAAGAGGCAUGUGACUAACAAUAGGCGUUUCGUCCCUUUUGUCAAGAAGAAUAUUGGGAAGCCAACGUAUCAAGCUAACUGGACUUGUCGGCUACGUGGACAGAAGCAUGGGAAUGGGCCUUGCCCAUGCAAGAUGGGAGUAUGCUAUAGUUGUGGCCAGCUUGGCCACCAUAAGAGGAAUUGCCCGAAUCAAGCUACGGGAACUCGGUUUCAAGUGCAACGAUCUCGGGCGGGACCUCAAGUUGGAGCUAUCCCGCAGGCUAAUCUGAAUAGACCGCCAACUCAAGGAAAAGGGUAUGUUGUGGCGUGCAAGGAGGCGGAGAAUGCGCCCGGCGUGGUCACAGGUAAGAUUUCUUUAUGUGACCAAGCUGCUUAUGCCUUAUUUGAUCCUGGAGCAUCGCAUUCUUUCAUGUCUGCACAAUUUGCUGAUUUGGCUGAAAUGGAAUUGAAACCAUUGGAUGUGAUAUUGCAUGUUACCACCCCUUUAAAGGAUAAGGUGCUAGUCUCGUUAGGAUGCCAGAAUUGUAAGAUAGUUAUUGGUGGUAGCGAAGAGCCGAUAGACUUAGCAGUAUUGGCCAUGUAUGACUUUGAUGUUAAUAUUGGUAUGGAUUGGUUGGCUAAGCAAAAGGCUGUAGUGGAUUGUGGUAGCGGGGUGAUCCAAUUCCAUCCGAUUGGUCGCCCUAGAUUCGAAUUUGCAGGAAGUCAAGGAGGAAUCUCGAUCCCUUUAAUCUCGUCACUUGAGGUGACUAAGUUGAUAGAUGAAGGAUGUGAAGCUUAUCUGGCUGUUGUAGUUGAUCCGACAACCGAAGAGGCUAAGCUAGAUGGUAUAGCUGUGGUGCACGAAUUUCCCGAUGUCUUUCCUCAAGAAUUACCGGGAUUGCCAUCCGAAAGGGAAGUAAAGUUUAUGAUUGAGUUAGCCCCCGGGACGGAACCAAUCUCGAAGGCACCCUAUAGGAUGUCCUUAUCGUAG